Molecule: messenger RNA, 1155 nt
Organism: Alternaria arborescens
Lineage: Eukaryota; Fungi; Ascomycota; Dothideomycetes; Pleosporales; Pleosporaceae
Exons: 5
Coding region: 1-1155 (384 amino acids)
Source: RefSeq, a predicted model, not a curated record
AUGGUCUACGUUAACGAGUCUAUUGCACAUUCGCAAUCGAGGUUUGCGUUACGAGAGAACGCAACCUUCUCCGGAGGUCUUGUACACAAAUACAUUACCGGAACAAUGUAUGCGAUUUAUAUGCUUAGUCGCAUCUGUUUUGGCCUUGAUGCUCUGUCUUCGGUUGCUCCGGAAAUGACCGUCGAGUCACCAGGCCUACGCGAGUCUGAUGAAGGAUCCUCUGCCCAACAGCCGCUGCAUACACACAAGGAUCGCUUGACAAUUCCUACGAUGAUCGCUUUCUGUAUAGCUUUGAUGCUAUAUGCUGUUACUGUCAUUGUUACGGGUGAGGCUUUACGAAGCGCGGACAGCUCUCAACCUCACUAUGAUGGACGUCUGGACAUUACCAAUUCGAUUCUCAUCACCAGCUCAGAAGCAGCAUCGGAGAGUCUAGCGUUUUGGAUGAAGAUUCUGCUUAUAGUCCUUAGUGUUAUGACAGAGGGAUUUGUUCUCCACGCUGCAUCAAGGAAACUGUAUUGGAUGGCAGUGCAAUGCUCGGGACGAACCGAUGGCACCAGUCAUUCUAACAACGGAAGCAUCAGGCUUGGCUACCUUUGGUCAUUGCUUUCUUCAAAGAGUAAAUCUUAUGAGCCCUUGCCGUCGGUCAUGUCUUUGAUGCUGUUGCCAAUCACGCUUAUAUUGGUUGUACGCUUUUAUCCGAGCGCUUUAGUCGACAUUCUUCUGUUCGUACAGGACUUCUUAUGUUCUGGUACGUUGAUACUGUGUAUGGUGCAAGCUAUCGUCAACGUGGGCUUCGCCAAGUCUAUACGCAAGCACCCUAAAGUUUAUGUUCGCGCCGGCAUGCUAGAGUCUACUUUACCAAACCACGAAAACGACCAGUACACGCUACCUUGCGCUCAUAUCGCGCUUAUUUCCUAUUUUCUCAUUCUCAUUGGUGGUCAAUAUGCAAGGUACUGUGACCACCCCACCACACUGCAGAUCCUCAGCAGUGCGGUUAUGGCGAUCACGUUCGCAUGCGCUUACAUCAGUACCCGGAAGUUCCAUCAUGUUACAGCUGAUCAAAAAGCUGGGAUGCAUAGUUCGGACAGUGAAAUUACGGAGCGACUAGUUACCAAGAUGUGCGGUGCGCGCACUGGCAGAUAUGCCGAGUUCUAA